This is a messenger RNA of Camellia sinensis, 1909 nucleotides long. Its product is annotated as cytochrome P450 71D10-like. The record is from RefSeq and is a predicted model, not a curated record. Gene Ontology annotation, molecular function: monooxygenase activity; oxidoreductase activity, acting on paired donors, with incorporation or reduction of molecular oxygen; iron ion binding. NCBI's taxonomy places the organism in Eukaryota, Viridiplantae, Streptophyta, Magnoliopsida, Ericales, Theaceae.
UGUUCUUACCAGUAAUUUGACCAAUUUAAAUCACUUAUGUCCAAGUUAUUAGGAAUAUUUAAUAAUAUUACGCUAGCAGAUUUUGUAAAACAAAUGUGUAAUUCUGAUAAUAAAAUGCAAGUUUCCUAGUGAGAUGCUAACCUCUCUUCCAUAUCACCUUGCUAUGAUACUGAUCAAUGGAGCUUCAGUUUCCAUCACCACCUCUCCUCUUGGCCUUCCUGCUCUUCAUUUUCAUCGUACUCAAAAUCUUGAUUAACACAACCAAACCCAAUAGCUCAACUUCAAAGCUCCCUCCAGGGCCAUGGCGACUACCUCUCAUAGGAAACAUACACCAGCUUGCUGUCUCAUCACUACCCCACCACACCUUGACAGACUUAGCCACAAAACAUGGACCUUUGAUGCAUCUCCUCCUCGGCGAAGUCUCCACCAUCGUUGUCUCCUCCCCUGAAAUUGCCGAACAGGUCAUGAAAACCCAUGACCUCGUCUUCGCUCAAAGGCCAUACCUUCUUGCUUCUCGGAUUAUCUCUUACGGUUCCACAGACAUUGGGUUUUCCCCAUACGGUGAAUACUGGCGACAACUCCGAAAGAUUUGCACAACGGAGCUUCUGAGCUCGAAGCGCGUCGAAACGUUCCGGGGAAUUAGGGAAGAGGAGGUGAUGAAUUUUGUAAGAGACAUUUCGUCGAUCACAGGGUCGGCAAUCAAUCUGAGCAAGAGAAUUUUCUCGCUUACCUAUGGGGUUACUGGUAGAGCUGCUUUUGGGAAGAAAAACAGAGAUCAAGAAGAGUUCAUGGAAGCUAUGGACGAACUUUUAGCGUUGUUUGGAGGGUUCAGUGUUGCUGAUAUGUACCCAUCGGUGAAAUUGCUUCAGGUGAUGAGUGGAAUGAGAAGAAAGCUUGAGAAAUUGCAUAAGAGAGUCGAUCAGAUACUUGAAAACAUUGUUAACGAGCACAGAGAGAAAAAGACAGAGAGAGAGAGUGGGAGAGGAGAAGCAGAGGACCUGGUUGAUGUUCUUUUGAGAGUUCAGAAAGAUGGACAGCUUGAAUUUCCAUUGACAGACGACAACAUCAAAGCUGUCAUCUUGGACAUUUUUAGUGCUGGAAGCGAGACAUCAUCAGGAGUUAUAGAGUGGGCGAUGUCAGAAAUGCUAAAGAACCCAAAAAUGAUGAAAAGGGCACAAGCUGAGGUAAGACAUGUGUUUGAUGGAAAAAGAAAUGUCGAUGAAACUUGCCUUCAUGAAUUGAAAUACUUAAACUCAAUAAUCAAGGAAACAUUGAGGCUACACCCCAUUGCUCCUUUGUUACUUCCAAGAGAAAGCAACGAGCAAUGCACAAUUAAUGGAUACGAAAUACCUAUCAAGACCAAAGUCAUUGUCAAUGCGUGGGCGAUUGGUAGAGAUCCCAAACACUGGAACGAAGCAGAGAAAUUUGAUCCGGAGAGAUUUCUCAACAGCGCAAUUGAUUUCAAGGGGGCAUGUUUCGAAUAUAUACCAUUUGGAGCAGGAAGAAGGAUAUGUCCAGGCAUUGCAUUUGCUAUUCCUAAUAUUGAGCUUCCACUCGCGCAGUUGUUGUACCAUUUCGAUUGGAAACUCCCCGGUGGAAUGAAGCAAGAAGAACUGGACAUGACAGAGACCUUUGGUUUGACUGCACGAAGAAAAAAUGAUCUUCAAGUGAUUCCCAUUCCUUAUCAUCCUCCUCAUGUUAAAGAGUGAGACCUUAAGGAAGAUAUAUAUGUUAGAUGCUAGUUUUAUAUGUUCCUAUGGUAUUGUAAACUUGUAAUGACUAAUAAAUGUGCAAUCGAUAGUCAUGGAGUUUCUUUUCAUGUUCAUGGUACAAAAAGUAUGGAAGGGAUUCAAAACCAAUAAUUUAUGUAACUAUGUUGGUGAAUCAGUGAUGACUUAUCAUUUAGAUU